Molecule: messenger RNA, 1914 nt
Organism: Talaromyces marneffei
Lineage: Eukaryota; Fungi; Ascomycota; Eurotiomycetes; Eurotiales; Trichocomaceae
Exons: 5
Coding region: 1-1914 (637 amino acids)
Biological process (GO): spindle attachment to meiosis I kinetochore; kinetochore assembly; attachment of mitotic spindle microtubules to kinetochore
Cellular component (GO): kinetochore
Molecular function (GO): centromeric DNA binding
Source: RefSeq, a predicted model, not a curated record
AUGGCUCCCCGGGGAGUUGCAAAAGCCCGCGACUAUGACUAUUCCAAUGUCGGAAAACAGGGAAGGAGGACGGGUAUCACACUCAAAGAAGGCCGACGGGACGAGCAUGGGAUGGAGGAAUUAGACGGAGUAUUUUCGUCGCCAGAAAAGUCCCCCGUACGGUUCAACGGAAACGAGACAAUGAUGGGAUCGGAGGGCAUGUCAAUAGACGAAGACGACGGUCCAGGUCCGACCGAUUUUCUUUCUCGGUCAGCUGCUCGUCGCUCUCCGUUCUUCCCACCACCUGCCUCAAGAUCACCAAGGAAGAGCGGACUGGGUGGAUCUCCGCGACGAACACCGGGUUUACGAUCGUCACCUAUUGCACAAAAUGAUGUUCCUUCUAGCCCAACUUCUGCCCGCCAGCGGAGGGGUAGGACAACUGAAGAUGCGAAUGAAUCAAUACAUGCUCGUCAGCCGCUGAAUGACCGGCGGCCAAACACUGCGCCUAUUGUAAAUGGAUCGCGACAAAAAGGUGCCGUGAACACAUAUGCGAACGAUGAGAAUCUGCCCAUCAAUGACGACAAUGAGGAAGACGAAGAGAUCAACGACGUGAGCGCGUACCAGAAUGAGUCUGUAGAAGAUGACUAUGGCGUGCACGAGAUUGGUGACGAUGGUUAUGGAGACGAUACUGGUGAAGCGACGCCUGACGACACUACCAAUGUCCAGAAUGACGACCGCUCCGAAGACGAACCGUCCCCGAUUCAAUCAGCUAGUUUGCGCACUAAAAAGCGAAAAGCCCCAGCGACGACGAACGACGACGUUGAUACACCAGUCGAAGAUAUACCCCAUAGUCCGCCUAAGAAAAAACGCGCUGGAAGACCUCCAAAGUCACAAGCCCAGAAAGCUACACAAGAGAAAACAGACGAAGCACGACCUGCGAAGAAAGCCAAGAUAUCCAAACUACCUCCAGCAAUAGAAAGAGAACCAUUGGAUCCCGAAUUGGAGAAAGUGGUGGAAAACCAUGUCAAUCGCACCGGACCCUUGAAAGGUCGCAGUCUGUAUAUAUUGAAGCGAGAAGUACCGACCGACCAGCAAGCAGCGCAUACUCGCUCAGGUAGGGUUUCGGUGCGACCAUUGGCAUAUUGGCGCAACGAGCGGUGUGUGUAUGGCGACGGAGAAGCAGAUCUUGGACAACGAUAUCCCUUAUCCACAAUCAAGGAAAUUAUUCGUAUAGAAGAUAUUGAGCCAGAGAAGAAAGGAGGCAAGAAGCGCAAGGGAUCCAGCAAAAAAUCCAAAUCGAAGAAGCAGGGAGAUUCAGAUUCAGAUGACGAUACCGAUGAGAGGGAUAGGUGGGAAGCCAAAGAGGGAGUUUUGCAUGGAUUUACCAAGAAAUGGAAUUCAGAUAAGCAGACUGCCUUGAACGAAGAAGAGGUAACAGAAAUCGCAUUCUCGCCCGCUGGCUUCGAAACACGAGAUGUCAAAGAUUCUACAUUCCGUGUCGCCAAACUACUUAGUCAACCAUUUUUUGGCAGUGGGAUUGUCGAACUCCCAGCAAAAGGAGUCAAGAAACCAAAGAACUCAAAACGGAUGCACAUGGUAUUCUACGUGUGUUUUGGAAGGGUACAGGUUGAUAUCAACGGCGUUCAAUUCACGGCGGGCAAGGGGUGUAUAUUCCAAGUUCCUCGAGGUAACCAUUAUAGCUUCGCAAAUAUAACCCCCAAAGAAGCCCGGCUUUUCUUCACACAAGCAUUCAUGCCGAACGGAAGUGACAACGACAACGAUAACGAACCGAUAUCAGCCUCGAAACCGGUCGCUGCAACUGAGACUGAACCCGAUCCCGAUCCUGAAGGCGAUGCUGAAGAAGCAGAGGGCAGCAAAGCCCCGGCAGCCAAGGGUAAAGGUCGCGGUCGUGGGCGGAAAGCUGCUGCUAAAUAA